This is a messenger RNA of Amyelois transitella, 2057 nucleotides long. RefSeq names its product signal recognition particle subunit SRP68 (gene Srp68). Lineage: Eukaryota; Metazoa; Arthropoda; Insecta; Lepidoptera; Pyralidae. Gene Ontology annotation, biological process: SRP-dependent cotranslational protein targeting to membrane. Gene Ontology annotation, molecular function: signal recognition particle binding; endoplasmic reticulum signal sequence receptor activity; 7S RNA binding. The record is from RefSeq and is a predicted model, not a curated record. Bases 137 to 1930 code for a protein of 597 amino acids. The transcript has 6 exons. Gene Ontology annotation, cellular component: signal recognition particle, endoplasmic reticulum targeting.
CGUUUUUUCACGUCACGUCACGUCCAACUCAUGUCAACUAGAAAAGCACCUACUUACGAAAACCGAUUGCGUGGAAGAAAGUGAAAUAUAUUGAAAUAAAUCUAGUUACCACCGAUAAAAUAAUCUAUCGAAAGCUAUGGUUGUAUUAGAAGAUGAAGCCGGAGAUGCCAAACCUAUAACUCCCGAUGAUACCGAAAAAGAAGAUGAAAAGCCCCCUGUUUUACUUAGUUUAGAAAUUUUCCGUUUGACAAAGGAUGCUCAGCAACAACAUGGUCUCCGCCACGGAGACUACCAGAGGUAUAGAGGAUAUUGUUCAAGACGUCUUAGACGUCUCCGGAAAGUGCUCAAAAUACCACAGGGUGACAGGCGCCACUACCGCCGCCGCGACGUCACCACAACCCACCUGGUGUCAUCGAACUCUGAGAACCGUCUGUUGUGUGUGCCUCUUCUUCAAGCCGAGCGGGCCUGGGCGCACGCUAUGCAGCUGAGACAGGAGGCCAACACGGAGCCCCGUAAGAAGUUCCAUCUUGUUUCGCGUCUGAAGAAAGCAUAUUCCCAUGCGCAGACGUUGUUGCAACUUUGUGAGGAAAGCGGUGCAUGCGAUGCGCGCACGCAGCUGGAGGCGGGCGCGUACGCAGCGUGGCUCAGCGGGAUCCUCCUGGUGGAGCUGCAGCAGUGGCGAGUCGCGGCUGAAGCGCUGCAGCGAGCGCAACUAGUGCUGGACAAGCUGUGUGCCGCCCUGCCCGAAGACGAACGCCUUGUUUACAAGCAGAAGGUAGAGGAGCUAAAGCCGAGCUUGCGUUAUUGCGCGUACAACAUCGGCGACGAGUCGGCCGCCGGCGACUUGGUGGCGAUGCGCGGGCAGGGGCUCAUAGAGAACUUGGACUCGCUCAUGGCACAGGCCAAGGAGUCCCGAUCGGGUGUUAUGCAUGAAGUGGAGUGGCGCGGGCGCCGCGUUACCGUUCGCCCCGAGAAGGUUCGUCUCUUCCUAAUCGCGCUGCAGGACCUCGACAAAUCCGUGGCCGCCGCCGACUCCGUCCAGGCCAAGAUCGACAUCCUCGAGAACAUCCUAAUGGACUGCAAGGACGCCAUAUCCGCAAUCAAGGACGAAAUCAAAAACGAUCCCAAACUAAAAACUGCGUCCGAGACUCAGAUGUCGGGAAUCAAUUACUUGCUGUCCUACAUCAUGUAUCUCCGUAUGAUUCGAACGAUUGAGAGGAACAACCUAUUGGUUGAGCAAGCAGAACAUGCGCGCAAGAAUAACAUUCAGAUCGACGGCAAGAAAAUGAGGCCGCACGACCUCACGCGUCUCUACGAGAUUAUCCUCCAGAAUUUCACCGAGCUACAGCAACUACCUGGCUUCGAAAAUGACGCUCAAUACCAGCAGGAGAUCGAGCAACAGAUGAAAGCUUACAGAGCCUUCCGUUGCUUCUACAUCGCACAGGUUCUUACCGGUUUGAGGCGGUUCAGGGAAGCGCUGGCUAUGCUCGAGAGGUGCAAUACAUACACAACAGAAUCGCUGUCUAGCAAGCUCAAUGAUAAAUUGCUUGUUGAAAAAUUACAAACUUUGAAGAAAGACAUAGAGAGUUGCAAGUUUGAAGUUCACGCGGAUUCCGUUCUAGAAGACGAGGAAGAUGACGAAAACAAGUAUUCCAGCGGGAAGCCUCACAAGGAUAAGAAGCCUUUGGUAGACCGGCUGGAUGAGUACCGCGAGGACACUCAGGUGCUGACAAAGAAUCCGAAUAUUUACAAGUUGCCGCCACCGAUGGAGGCUAUACCUUGCAAGCCGCUGUUCUUCGAUUUAGCGUGCAAUUUCAUAGAGUUCCCCAACUUGGACGACAAGACGGGAGCUGCGGAUGGCAAGAAACAGGGCGCCGGCCUCACGGGCCUGGUGAAGGGAUUCUUGGGCUGGGGAAAAAGCGAUAAGUAGUGCAAUUCACAUUGGAUUUUAAAGACUGUGUCAAAGUCAUAUUUAUUCAUAAAAUUACACAAAUUAUAUUUGACUUCUGUUUCAGUCUUUGUCCAAAUAUAUUGGCAUAACUACAAAAAGGCUUUUC